AUGGUAGACUCAUCGCUGUCUGAACAAACACAAGAAGGGCGCUUUUCGAAGUUGUCACCCCAAGAUGCUUCCCGUGCAAGAUCGCCAUCGGCUGUGCGGGUUCAUGCUGAGUUCGCGUCGAUCACCGAUUUGCCGGCAGAACUUGAUUUAACUCUUCAAAGGGCUAUCAUUGUCUGUGUGCUAGUGUUCGUCUACACGAUGUAUCGGAUGUGUGUUGCAAUGGACCAAAUGCAAGCAUUGGCACAAGAAUCAAUGAUUCAGCAACGCCAACAAUAUGAAUUGCUGAAGAAAGUUUUGGAUAAGUUUGGAAGCAGAUAA
Messenger RNA from Peronospora farinosa, 318 nucleotides. The record is from the annotation of a GenBank genome assembly. Lineage: Eukaryota; Oomycota; Peronosporomycetes; Peronosporales; Peronosporaceae.